AUGGCCUUUAAAAUCAACAACAUAACACCAGAAUCAAAAGUAAAAAUGAGCAUAGGAGACAUAGUGUACUGGUACAUCUUGCCAUUCUUGUUUGCCAUUCAUGAGGUCAACCAGAAUCCCAGGCUCUUGUCCAAUAUCACACUUGGCUACAACUUCUAUGAGAAUUAUUUUAAUGAAAGGAUGACUUCUAAUGCCAUGGUAGACCUUCCUUCUGUAGGACAGAAGAAUGUUCCAAAUUAUAACUGUGGAGGACAAAAGAACUUGCUAGCUGUUGUGGAAGGAACUGACUCAGAAAUCUCCAACCAGAUUUCCACCAUGUUGGGCACCUACAAAAUCCCACAAGUCAGUUAUGGUUCUGGUAGUCAUGUUGCCAAAGAUAAAACUCAGUUCCCUUUUUUAUAUCGGAUGGUCCCAAAACAAGAAUCCCAAUAUGGGGGCAUUGUCAAGAUACUGCUGCAUUUCAAAUGGACGUGGAUCGGUCUCUUAGCUCCAGACAAUGAGAUGGGAGAGAACUUCAUGAGCACUUUCACAACCAUAGUCGCCAGGAGUGGUGUUUGUGUCUGCUUCUCACAAAAGAUCCCGACCUUUAAGCUGGAAAAGGCACUGUUGGACAAUCUGGUUACAUUUCUCAAGCAGAGAACAUGCAAUGUAGUUGUUUACCAUGAGGAUUCUUACACCAUGAUUGUUCUAGGAACUGUGAUGAAAGAAUUUGAAAUGGUCGAACAUUCCAUGGUUGGGAAAGUUUGGAUCACAACAAUUUUACAUGGCCUCAGUUUGACAUGGUUUUACAAGGUCUUUGAUAUCCAGAAUAUCCAUGGUUCAUUGUUCUUAAUUCAGACAAAGGAAACAACAAAACAUUACAGUUUUGAUUCAUACCUCUCUGAUAUCAAUAAAACUGGAGAGGAAGUAUUUCACUGUUCGUAUUCAAAACACAUGUUUGUGAAAGGCUGGAGAAGAUGCACAGAGAAGGAGGAUAUGGAGACUCCAUCCCAGGAACUGCUUGACAGAAUUCUGUCUCAAGACAGCUAUACUAUUUACAACAUUAUCCAAUCUCUGGCUCAUGCCUUAAAUGCUGCAUAUACAUCCAGGUCCAAUCAGAUAAUGAUGAUAGAUGGGAAAUGGCUAGGACCUCAAAGGUUACAUCCUUGGCAGCUCCAUCCCUUCCUCAGAAACAUCCAGUUUUACAAUGAAUCCAGAGAGGCACUUCCUUUUGACAAGAACAGGUACCUUGCAGAUAACUUUGAUAUUAUGAACUGGGUUGCAUUUCCCAAUGAGUCCAUUGUUAAUAUGAAAGUUGGGAGUAUAGAAAGGCAGAACACUUCAGACAUAAAGCUCAUCAUUGACCAAAAUGCCAUUGUGUGGCCCAGUUGGUUCAACCAGACCCUGCCUGUUUCUAUUUGCAACAAAACCUGUCGGCCUGGAUAUGCCAAAGUGAUUCAGAAAGAGAAGCCUCUUUGCUGCUACGGCUGUGCACUGUGCAUGGAAGGGACAAUCUCCACACAGGAAGAUGCAAGCCAUUGCAAUAAGUGUCCAGAAGAUCAGCAUUCGAACAAGGACCAAAAUCAAUGCAUUCCCAAAUUGAUAACCUUUCUAUCUUAUAAAGAACCUUUGGGCAUUCUUCUAACUUUCUUCACACUCAUCUUGACCCUAAUGACAGGCUUUGUUUUAGGAAUCUUCAUUAAAUGUUUAAAGACUCCCAUUGUCAAAGCCAACAAUCGGGACCUCUCCUACGUUCUCCUCGUUUCCCUCCUGCUUUCAUUUCUCUCCUCUUUUCUUUUCAUUGGUCAGCCCCAGAAGGUGACAUGCCUUCUCCGACAAACUGCCUUCAGCAUCAUCUUCUCCGUCGCCGUCUCUUCUGUGUUGGCCAAGACUGUCACUGUGGUGGUGGCCUUCAUGGCCUCACAGCCAGGCAGCAGGAUGAGGAAAUGGCUGGGAAAGAGCUUGGCCAACUCCAUUGUCUUUUCCUGCUCCGGUGUUCAAGUGGGCAUCUGCACUCUCUGGCUGGGCAUCUCUCCCCCUUUCCCAGAGGCUGACAUGCACUCCCAGGCUGGACAGAUCGUCCUGCAAUGUAACGAAGGGUCUGUCGCCAUGUUUUAUGGUGCCCUUGGCUACAUGGGCUUCUUGGCCACAGUCUCCUUCACGGUGGCUUUCCUAGCCAGGAAGCUGCCUGGGGCGUUCAAUGAAGCCAAGCUGAUCACCUUCAGCAUGUUGAUCAACCAGAAUCCCAGGCUCUUGUCCAAUAUCACACUUGGCUACAACAUCUAUGAGAAUUAUUUUAACGAAAGGAUAACUUUCAAUGCCGUGGUAGACCUCCUUUCUAUUGGACAGAAGAAUGUUCCAAAUUAUAACUGUGGAGGAGAGAAGAACCUGCUAGCUGUUGUGGAAGGAAGUGGCUCAGAAAUCUCCAACCAGAUUUCAACCAUGUCGGGCACCUACAAAAUCCCACAACUCCAUCCCUUCCUCAGAAACAUCAAGUUUUACAAUAAAUCUACAGAGACACUUCAUUUUGACGAAAACAGGGACCUGGCAGAUAACUUUGAUAUUAUGAACUGGGUUGCAUUUCCCAAUCAGUCCAUUGCUAGUAUGAAAGUUGGGAGUAUAGAAAGACAGAACUCUUCAGACAUAACGCUCAUCAUUGACCAGAACGCCAUUGUGUGGCCCAGUUGGUUCAACCAGACCCUGCCUGUUUCUAGGUGCAACAAAACCUGUCACCCUGGAAGCGUCAAGCUUGUCAAGACUGAGCCUUUGCCAGUCUUGCCUUCAGCCUUGUUUGUAGAGAAAUCGAGCCAGAUGCAAGCCAUUGCUAUAAGUGUCCAGAAGAUCACCAUUCAAACAAGGACCAAAAUCAAUGCAUCCCCAAGCUGA
Molecule: messenger RNA, 2865 nt
Organism: Euleptes europaea (tarantolino)
Lineage: Eukaryota; Metazoa; Chordata; Lepidosauria; Squamata; Sphaerodactylidae
Product: vomeronasal type-2 receptor 26-like
Exons: 11
Coding region: 1-2865 (954 amino acids)
Biological process (GO): G protein-coupled receptor signaling pathway
Cellular component (GO): membrane
Molecular function (GO): G protein-coupled receptor activity
Source: RefSeq, a predicted model, not a curated record